GUUAUUAUCGGCAAAUAUCGAACAAUGAACGAACAAUGAAACCAAAGAUUUAAAAAGAACAAAAGAAAAUACGUUGCAAAUUUAUUAAUUAGAGUGCAACCGAUUGGUUCAUUAACGGCUUCUAACGGAACACGUGUAUUUGAAAUUUAAGGAUUUCAUUGGCAACGGAUACAAUAAUAAAUCAAGAGAAUUGGAUUUUUUAAAAAUCUCAUCACGUAAUGGUUUCAAGGUUUCAAAAAUAGAGAAUUUUUAAUAGAAAUAUUUUAAACGUAAAUCGUUCGAAAGAAAAAUACAAUGAAUUUUUAUUUUAAUUAACGAGAGUUAACGCUUGCUUAAAUGGAGGAGCAUGUUUCGAAAAUCAUGAUAUAAGUGAUCUGGAAAUGACUGAGUGAUUAUUUGGAUAACACAAGUCUCGGCAACACGUUGAGAUUGUAUAAAGAAAAAGCACUUGAGUUCGAUGCUUAUAUUCCGCUCUCACGCGAUAUUAAUCGUAGAGGAGCAACGUUUAACCAUUUCAUUCUACUGUUUCAUACACGAAAUAAAAUUACCGCUCUUCCGUUUUGUCUUGCAUGGCUUCCUACAUAAUUUUCCUUUAUCCAAUGUCCGAGUAAACAGACAGAUUUUUAACGAAAGAGUUGAUCCUACAGAACGCUUGUUAAUUGUUACCUGAAGACACAUACAUAUAACAUUUAUUAUCUGAUAUUACGUAAUUAUUUUAUAUUACAAAAAGCAAAUGAAGAGAAACUUCAUUUAAAAACAUUUAUUUAAAUUUUGAAAACAAGGCAUUCUCUAACGGAAGCAAAUUAACGUGAGAGUGACAUGUCCAUAUGCACUCGUAUUAUACUAGUUUUAUCUACUAGGUAUACUAUAGUUUAGAGAUUUCAUACGUAAACUAAACCAAGUGGAAACGGUUAUAAUGAAAUUUAAAGAUAGUUUUAUUUCGUAUAAAAUAUCACACGAUAUACUGAUCUACAAAUUUAUCGUUCGCUAUACAAACGUUAAAAUAACAAGUUUAAAUUUGUCACAAACUUAACGACUCACCAAAACACCAAACUCAAAACAAAGCGUAUCGACAAGGAUGCUACGAAAUACUUGGAAAUAGGUGGUCCGACGUUUCGUCUCACGACGAAGACUCUCGUGUCAAUAUCCCGGCGAAAUUCAAUGAUAUCCGAACAAGGCGUGCUCGUCUUGCGUUGCAAGAAUACAAGCAACCAGAAGAUCAUGGUACGAGAGUAAGAGAGGGAGACAGAGAGAGAGAGAGAGAGUAAAGGCGAUACUACGGUGGCACUCGUGGGGUGGCGUUGGGUUUUAAAGGGUGGGAAGGAUACAAUAUUUCAGAGUGGCGACAAGGAGCAAGCCUGCUUGCCACUGGCAAAUUAAUUAAAUUCCUAGAGGCUGGCUGGAAAGGCUAAGGGGUUGGUUGGCGAACCGGGCAAGAGUCCUGUGUUCAGCUCGUGGGAAUAUUGUAAUUAAGAUAUGCACUUCCACCCUCCCAUUUUACCCAUUGCAGUUUCCACACUCCAUCCUCUCACUUUUGCCGCGGUGGAUGAUUUACGCUUCGAAGGACGCGGUAUUGUCUGUUUCGACCGUUUCUAAAUUGCAUCCUAUUAUGGUUUGAGGCUCGAGGUUGACGCGCCACCGAGAUUCUACUUCCUCUUACGGCCCGCUGCUUCAAAUUACUCCACUCUGAUUGACGCUUAAUGCUUCUGUUUAUAUUGUGCGGUGUAUACAUAUGGAAAUGGGUUGAGCGUGCACGCGAAAUAAGGGUCGAAACACGCCGGGGGUUUCGUAGAUUUGUAAAAUGGAACGAUGGCCGAACCAGAUGUUCUCGUAUUGUCCCUACAUUGCUGGAAUUCCUAUUUCUUCCUUUUUUUUGCAUUGUCGUGAUGUAUUUUUUUUUUGGUCUCCUUAUCCUUUGCUUUCUUUUUGAACUGAAAUCUCAUUUUCGGUACGUGUACUUUGUUUGUUCUUUUUAUUAUUGGAAUACUUAGCUCGGUGUCGUCGUGCUAUUUUCACGUCAAUAUUUUUAAAUCGUUUUUUUUUUUUACUGUCGAAACUUCUCCUACCUGUUCUCGUAUUGUAUCUUUAUCGCUGAAAUCAAUUUUACUUGUUUAUGUAUUCCCGAGCUGUAUUUUUGCUACUGGAGUUCGCCGUUUCGAAAGUUGUAUUUCUGCCUUGUUGCAUCCGCGAGUGUGGAAAACGUUUCAAAGUUUCAAUUUCAUCAUGCUAGAGUACCAUACGAAGGUAUUGCCGAAAGAAAAAAGCGGGAUUGAUGGAUUAUUUUCCACACUGCGCUGGAUUGGACACUCUCCACGCAAGUAGUUGGAAUCGGAACUGGUCAAGAAUGAUUUCAGAGAAAAUGUUCAUACAUUAGCGAUCACGUUACCAUUGAUCGAUCACAGGCUAAACGUUAGUAGCAUAAAGCAGCUUUGAGUACUUUGGUAAUCGCAUAAGAACAAAAAAAAGGCUUAGGGAAUUAGUUUUACCUAAAAUUACGAUCACUUAGGAUCACGGCAAGUGGUAGUUCUGUAUUGGAUUUUAUUAAUAAAUUGGAAAAGUUCGAAACUCAGAAGUAUCUUUGUACGUGUUUGUCAAAACACGUCGGUCGGACACUCGACUGUUUUUUUACAAAAUAAACGGUGGUGUUUUUUCAAAGUUUAAUCCCACAAAGCAAUAUUAAAACGUGGCAGAUUAGCAUAGUGUAUACAGUCUACGCGACGAAAAAAACGGAAAAGAAAAAAUAUUCGUUCUCUCCCCUUGCGUAUGGAAAUGCGAUGAAAUUUUCCUCCGUGAAUCACCGAGACCGGCGUGAUCACUGUUUUUCAAUAUUACCAGAACAUCGCUGUUAUUCACUUUGUGUUUUCAGUGAAAUUUCAAUCUGCGUCGCUUCUUUUUUUCUAUGUAUAUUCCCCAUAUCUUACCACGUUUCUCUUUAUUUUGCUGCUUUUCAAAUAUUUAUUCAGACAUCGAUAUACAGCAGCCCAUAAAAAUAUUCGUACACUGGUAGAAAUUUUCUGCGAGUAUAUAGUGCGUUCUACGAUGUUUCGUCAUUUUGACGAUCAUUACAUGACAUUAUUGCUCAUAGAAGGUACGAAAUAUUUAACGCAAUAUUUAGCGCAAUGAUUAGACAAGAAUUUAAGCUGUGAAUUAUUCUUUAUAUUAAUAAGCCUCGAUAUUCAACGAGAUCUUAUUUUUGAAAUAUUCAAGCAAAUGAGAGAAGUGUAUAUUUAAUCCCAAAAUUAAACGGGAAAAGAAUUUUGUUUAAAUGGGAUUGAUUGUUAAUGUCCUUAAAGAAAAAUUCUACACCUUCUCUUUUGUAUAUCCGUGACCCGGAGACCGCUGUUGCGAAGAGAAUAGAAUUUAGUGAAAAACAUUCAAAAUAAAGAGAGAUCCAUAUUAUUGUGCUCUUGAAUAUAAAUUUUGUUUUAGAUUACAAAGUCCAGAAACAAAAGAGCUUUCUAUUGCUGUUUCUUGUAACCUUCAGCUAGAGCUACACAACAAGUUACACUUGUGUUGUCGUUUGCUAUAAAUAUAUGAACGUGCUCCCUAUCAUACCUUCUUCCUGUUGUAUUGUAACACUGUAAGAGUGAUCUGGAUCAGCAUAUACUAUACCUGUACUUAUUUCAAUAUAUUUUUCUAUUACAAAUUUAUCCAUUCGUUCCUCUAUCAGUCAAUCUCAACAGUCCUAACUCUACAAGUUGCUUUAAAAAAGCGACUUACUAUGUUUCUGCCCUAUGCUCUUUAUACUUAAGACGACUAUUCAUUUUUACAGGAAAUUAUAUUUAGGAAUUAUAUUUCAAAUUUUAUCGAAUUUUAAUCACGACGUGUAUGUAAACAAUUUCCUAUGCUAAGUAUUCGAAUACUUUCAGCGGGCGACUGUAUAUUUUUACGCAAAACGAGACUCUAUCACGGAUACGUAUUAAAUGUAGAAAUGUCAACGGAACGUCCAGAUAGGUUACAAAAUUCUUCGUUUUGACCGCGCGUAUUUCCAUAAACAAAUGACAGGUUUCUGUAGUCUCGUGUCGUGUCGUAAAAAAAUCGAUCCACAAGCCGUGGUGUCCGAUGGGAUCCGGUGUCCGACCGAUUUUUAUAGAAUUAAAGAACGGAAAAGAAAAGCUCGAUUAAACGAUGUUUUCCGUCGAUAUCGCGAGCCACAGAGCGAUGAAGAUGUCCAGGCCUGAGAAACCGGUCGAGAUUUUAGCCUUUUCAUAGAGCGAAAACGAGAUUCACUAAGUUUACCAUGGCGAGCAUCUACGCUCUGUUUCUCACUUUGAUCCUUGUGUUUUCUAUCGCCGUUCAGCUCCAAAUGUUAAUCGCAGAUCCAAAGAAGCUAUGCACGAUUUUCCAUUACUACGCGACCAACGCGGAAGAUUCCAACAAAUCAUCCGUCCGUAACAUACUGCAACACUAUUCCAAAGAACCUAACGUCUUCAGCGUUCCCAGCUCCGAUUCCAAGAUAUCGUUGACCAACCUGAGAACUGUUUCAUCUUGGCCAGUGAUACCGAACCAAACGCUAUCGAUCCCUAACCCAACGGUCAAGAUAGAAUCUAGAAAUUCGAAGGAAGCUGAGCCGAAUGUGGUCGCGAAAUAUUCGUCCACGUUCGUGAAAACCGAUCAAGUUUUACCUGUCGUUGACAUCACAUGGGAUUACAAUUCGUAUCGAUUCAAAACGUUUGAGUCGUGCUUACGAAAUUGUUACGGGGAUAGGUAUCCACCAGGUGAAGUGGUGUUGAACUCGAUGCAGCUGAAUCUGUUGGAUUCUCACACGAACGUCCCGAUGAACGUUGCCGGUCUAUUCGAUUUCAUGAAAGAAGAGAGCGAACCGCGUUUGAACACCGUGUCGAGAAAGCUGGAAAUUGAGUAUCUUAAUCCGUUGGAUCACUUUGUGACGAAACAACCUGGUAGACCGGAGACUGUGGAGAGAUUCACGGAAACGGAUGAGCAGGAUCGGUGGUACAAUACAGCCAAGAGCCAACAGGAGGACGCUAUCGGGCCCGUAAUCACCGGCCGAGAAAAGAAUCAGCCGAAUCGAAGAUCCUCCAGGAAGAUCGAGGCCCCUUGCAAAUGCUAUUUGUCCUCGUCUCGGCGUGUUUGCGGGACGAAUGACUCUUGAUCGGGAAGAAACCCUCUAGAAACGAUUGGGGAACACGGUCGCUGGCUGUUGCCAGGGGCAUCGAUUAGGGCAACUAGCCUGAUUGAGAAGAAAAGUUGGCGAGAAAUAUUUGUCGCGAAAUUAUCGCUGCUUCUUUCUUAUUCUACGAAGAAUUCUACGAGUUUCUUCUUUUUUUUAUAUUUUAUUCUGACCCGUGGAUGAGAGAGAAGGUUCAAGGGAUUUUUGAGAUCUCGCCGAGGGAAUUUUAUAAUUUACGGCUUAUAAUUUACCGCGUGCAGGAUACUUGUUUCAUAGUACUAGUAUUUUUAUACAAGGCUUUGUUUAAAGAUCUUUCUCUGGAAAUAUUAGUCUAAGUAACUUAGACGAAUAAAUUUCUGGCUACAGAAUGCGAUUUUUCUAGCGAUUCUUCCGAGUUCUAUCGAUUCUCUAAGCGUUGCUCGUAGGUAAUCAGGAUAAGUUAAUCCUUAUUUAUGGAUCAUUGUCGUUUCGAGCGUCGAAUAUUUUAUUCGGUGAAAAGCCCGUUUAUUUCUAGGCGAUAGCUAAAACUUAAAAGAUAAAAUUUGAUAGAGUAGUAACGCAAGGCCAUAUCCAAGUAGGUUAACGAUUCAGAUCUUCUGUAUAUAUAUAAUAGAAAUUAGAAGUAAAUAUCUGAAAUCAAAUUACGAAAUAAUCUUAUAACUAUCUAAUAACCAAAGAUAUUAGUUCAAGGUUAAUUAGAUUGUUAUACAUCUGUUCAAUCAACGUGAUUAAGUUAUACAGUAUCGGGGUUGAUAUCGUUUUAGCACUGGCAGAGAGUACGAGGUUUGGUAGCCGGAAUCAACGUCAACCGUGACAAUGAUGUUUGUAUCCGCUAUUGACAGAUAUACAAGGGUCACGUGUGUAUGUAUUUCGGUCUCGUCGAAGCUCCGUUUUAAAUAGAAAUCGAUAAUGGGUAAUAAGGAUUGGAUAGGGAGGGAGCUUCCACAGGAUAGCUUCCUAGGAAUUGCGUCUAUUUAUUGAUCGUCCGCUGUAUCGGAAUAUUCAGACGAACCAUGGCCUCUAUCCACUUUUGGCUCGUCUUGCCCUUAUUCCUUAUUUUUCUUGUCGUCCUUGAACGCGUGUCUCUAUUCUCUCGUAGCCAAUAAUUUCAAGGAGUUCAGUAAUACCGAAAUAACAAUAAAAUAUAUGAUUAUUGAUGAUCUAAAAAUUGUAUAGUAUAGGACAGAAUUGUGAGAAUUCAAUUUUAAUGCUGGAAGUAUCGAUGAUAUUGUAUUGGGUUGUGACAUAAAUUCGUAUACAUACAUGUACUAUAUAAUUACACAUGUAUUAAAUAUAUUCAUAUAUUAGUUGGUAUACAUAUAUUAUCUAUACAUAUAUUAUAAUAAAUAGUAGUAGUAGUGAAUUAAUUCAUUUCAGCUUAUUAGCCCAGAAAGUGGACUUGGUUACAUAGGUUGCUUCCGUAACUCGUACUGUUAUCGAACCUGCUUUAGAUAAUUAUUUCUUUGGUUUGUAUUCUAAAACCGUUUCUGCUUCGCUAUAAAGCAUUAUCGUUCCUUAAAACUACCUUAAACUAUUUCAUUGGCUUCACACUUUGCGCAGCUUCCUUUGCCCAUCUCCUCUCUGCCUCUUUUCCUCAUUUUUAUCUUUUUUAGUCAUUCCGCUUUUCGCUCCUCCAUUAGUAUUUCUUCCACGCUUAUGUUUGUUCUAUCAAUUCUUUUGCAUAUCUACUAUAUGUUCAAAUGCCUUUUUGUUGGUUUUACAAAAUAAGCAUCUCUUCUCCUUUUUACUCACCCAAAAUCUACAUGCAUUCUCCAAGUUGCUAUACCUUGUUCUUCUUAGUAGCUUUUGCUCCCUAGCUUCCGUUUCUACUUUAAUAUUUUGGUACACUUCCUAUGGCUAUUCUCCUAUAUUUUCUUCGUAUAUUCUUGUAUUCCAGUUCACCGCUUCUCUCUUUGUACCUUUGUACACCCUGCUCCUUAGAACCUCACCUUCAUCUCCUACCUCUCCAUCUUUUUUUCUCUUUUUCUUUCUUCCAUAAUUUCUCUACUCCUUCUUGACUUUACCCACAUUCUUUGAAGUGUUCUAACCUUUCAUAUUGCAAUAAAUAUAAGAACAGGAUGAAUUUAUGUUACGACUGAAUAGUACGAAGUUUGUGUAUACUUGUACAUGUUAUAUAUAUAGAAAUUGCAAUGAAUGUCAUAUGAGAAAAUAUUAGGGUUGUAACAUAUGUAAGUCUCCAUUUCUCCGUUUCGAAUAAUAAAUAGAAAUACAGGACGAAUUUAUGUUACAACCCAACACUUUUAUUGAUCAAGCUGUCACGUUUGGAUGAUUCGUUCCAACUGUUUCACGAUGGCAAGCCGUUGGUCGAAGAUGAGAAUUAAUUGCGCCGGGAAAACGAUCAUCUGUCAAGAAAUCGAAAGGAAAGGGCCGGGAGAUAGAUCAGUUGUAAGAGGGAAAAGCGUAGCUUUCCUAGCUGUGCUAUUAGCUCUUAAGCUAAGCCGGAAAUUCCAGACCGGAAACCGGCAGUCGCAGCUUGGCUGGAUACAGUGAGGCAAAACAAAAAGAUCAAAGAGAGACAGAGAUAUAGAGAGAGAAGUGCAAAGAAGAAGGAGAGAGAGAGAGAGAGGGUGAAAGAUGGAAGGUUAAGUUGCGCGAGGAAAGAAGAGGAUUUAUCGUGGAUCCAGCAUCGAACGCGUACUCUCAUGUGGCCGAAAUGCCGAUAGUUUGUUUAACGCCUCCUAUGGACAUUCUGAGAAGGAUUCAAUUAAAGCCAGUCUUCAUUAUUGUCGCUCUAAGAAACCUACUUUCUUCUGCAUCGCUGAUUACGUUAUCGUCAUUUUUCUGUUCCGAGCAAAUGGCAGAAAUUUUUCUUGUCGCGAUUGAAGGAAUAAGAAAUAGGGAAUGAUGUGCUUCAAAGUAAAAAGGUAUUAGUGGACUGCGAAUAUUUACGCAAGUUCAUACUUUUUAUAAAUACGAUUGAAGCGAUCGAAUCUAAACAGAUAGUAUCCUUUUUGUUUACGUUGGAAAUAAUUUAUUGGGAAGUUAUAAAUUGUUUAUGGGAUUGUUAUAAUCUGCGAAAUUACACGUGGCGUGUAAAAACGAGGGAAGACAACAGUACUGUAACAAAGAAAGGAAUAUAUAAUGGAGAAACCAUUAAUUUUUUGCCGCAGUACUCUGACCGACACUCUAUGCGAAAUAAUCACGUUGUGAAAUACGUGUAAAUAUUGAAACUUUGGCUUUUUGUACAAGUAUCGACAAUGUAUCAAAAUAUCUACA
Molecule: messenger RNA, 8368 nt
Organism: Bombus pyrosoma
Lineage: Eukaryota; Metazoa; Arthropoda; Insecta; Hymenoptera; Apidae
Exons: 2
Coding region: 4241-5113 (290 amino acids)
Source: RefSeq, a predicted model, not a curated record